AUGGCCGCCAAACGCAAAGCCUCGACCGCAGACCCCUCCGCCGGCGCCCUCGCCGCCUCCCCGCCCCCCGCAAAGCGCAUCACGCCCGUGCCCGUGCCCACCACCGCCUCCUCCGCGCGCAGAGCUGCGUCUUCGCGCGCCACAGCUGCGCGCGCCAGCACAGACGCGAAUCCAGACACUAAUCCGCAAGUUGUGGAUUCAGCGGAGGCGCUGCGCGCGUCGCCGGAUGGGGACGCGAGUGCUGGGAUUGUGGGGGUGGCGGUGGAGCGGGGGGCCGGAGGGGGAGAGGGAGAGGGAGAAGAAAUGGAGGGGGGAGUGAAAGGGAAGGGGAAGGGGAAGGGUAACGGGAAGGCGACGGCGAAGGCGAAGGGGAAAGCGGGUGUUAAGGUUGAGGAAGAGGAGGAGGACAUGAAGGGCGCGGAGGGCGUGUUGGCAGGGGAGCUGGAAGCGGAGGCUGAGGCGGGCAUGGAGGCCGAUGAGGAGGAGGCGGUGCGCAUAGCGUUGAGCCGACCGCCGCCGGUUCACAGCGAUUACUUGCCGCUGCCGUGGAAGGGGCGGCUGGGCUACGCCUGCCUAAACACAUACCUCCGCUUCUCGACCCCGCCGGUCUUCAGUUCGCGCACCUGCCGCAUCGCCUCGAUCCUCGAGCACCGGCACCCGCUCAAGGACCCCUCGCAGCCAGAGCACGCGACCAAGAACCGCCCCGACAGGGAACAGCCGGCAGAUGAGGCGCGCGGGCAGGCCUAUGUGCAGAGUCUGGGGCUGGCGAACGCGAGAGAUAUUAUCAAGAUGGUGCGCUGGAAUGACCGCUAUGGCAUCAAGUUCAUGCGCCUGAGCAGCGAGAUGUUCCCCUUUGCUAGCCAUGAGGAGUACGGGUAUACGCUUGCGCCAUUUGCUGCGGACGUGCUGGCGGAGGCGGGGAAGGUGAUUGCCGAGUUGGGGCAUCGUGUGACGACGCAUCCGGGGCAGUUCACGCAACUCGGCUCGCCCCGCCAAUCUGUCAUCGACAACGCGAUCCGCGACCUCAUCUACCACGAAGAGAUGCUAUCGCUGCUGAAGCUGCCGCCGCAACAAGACCGCGACGCAGUAAUGAUCCUGCACCUAGGCGGCGUCUUCAACGACAAAGCCGCGACCAUCGCCCGCUUCAAAGCCAACUACGCGCGCCUCUCACCCGCCAUAAAGCGGCGGCUCGUGCUCGAGAACGACGACGUCAGCUGGCACGUCCACGACCUGCUGCCCAUCUGCCAGGAGCUGGACAUACCGCUCGUGCUCGACUUCCACCACCACAACAUCCUGUUCGACAAGACGCAGCUGCGGGAGGGGACGGAAGACAUCCGCGCGCUGUUCCCCGCGAUUACCGAAACCUGGACUAGAAAGGGCAUUACCCAGAAAAUGCACUACUCGGAGCCGACCCCCGCAGCCAUCACCCCCACCCAGCGCCGUAAACAUAACCCCCGCCCCGCGACCCUGCCCCCUUGCCCUGAUACCAUGGACCUCAUGAUCGAGGCCAAGGACAAGGAACAGGCCGUCUUCGAACUCAUGCGCAACUUCCGGCUGCCGGGCUGGGACAGGUUCAACGACAUGAUCCCGCACGUGCGCAGCGACGACAACCGGCCGCGGCCCGUGGCCAAAAAAGCUGCGCCGAAACGUAAAUCUAAGAAAGGAGCCGCAGCCGAAGAAGACGAGGCAGCAGAGCCAGAGCCAGACGCAGAGCCUGCGCAAGUGGUUGUUGUGCCUAAUGAAGACGUCGGCAUGGGCGGCCCCGACUGCCGCGUCUACUGGCCCCCAGGCAUGGAGGACUGGCUGCGCCCCGCCAAGCGCGUGAUAGCGCCCAAAGCGGCAACCACGAGCGCCAAGCUGACGCCGGCGCAGAAGCGCAAGGCCAAGGCCGAGGCCGAGAAGGCCGCGGAGGCGGAGAAGGCCGCGGGAGCUGCGGGGGGUGAAGAGGACGGAGAAGACGGCGAAGAGGGCGAGGCGCCUGAAGUGACGAGCACGAAAGCAAAACGCCGCCGUGCCCCGGCUGGGAAAGAAACUGCUGCGCCAGCAAAGGCGAAGAAAGCGCCUACGACGAAAUCGAAGGCGAAGGCGAAAGGGAAGACAAAGGCGAAAGUAGAAGAGAGUGAGGAAGAAGAAGAAGAAGAAGAAGCAGCAGAAAGCUCAGAGAACGCCGACCUGGACGCCGAGCUGCUGGAUAUAGACUCUGGCUCUGCUUCCGAUGGCAUGGACGUAGAUGUACCGGCACGGAACGCGGGGGCGGGGCGGAGGAGCGCAAGAGCGAAGAGGGGGGGCCGGGUCAGCUAUAAAGAGGAUGGGGAGGGGAGUGAGUAG
This is a messenger RNA of Aplosporella prunicola CBS 121167, 2328 nucleotides long. RefSeq lists its product as uncharacterized. Gene Ontology annotation, molecular function: endonuclease activity. The record is from RefSeq and is a predicted model, not a curated record. Gene Ontology annotation, biological process: response to UV; nucleotide-excision repair; mitochondrial DNA repair. Gene Ontology annotation, cellular component: nucleus; mitochondrion. The transcript has 3 exons. The coding region runs from base 1 to 2328 and encodes 775 amino acids. NCBI's taxonomy places the organism in Eukaryota, Fungi, Ascomycota, Dothideomycetes, Botryosphaeriales, Aplosporellaceae.